AAUGCCAGUAGCAGUGCCCUUGUUACUGCCCGAGCACUCGGUGAAGGUGACGCUCUCAUGCACAAUCAAAUCUUACGGGUGCUUUUCGCAGCAUUUCUCGAUGUUUUCUGUGAAUCUGUGCCAACCAAUAAUGGAGAUCAUCUGAAGCAUGAACUGGGUUUAAUGCUAGCGAAGAUGAACAUCGUGCCUGGUGCUGUUCUUUCGGACGAGUUCCUUUCACUUCGCAGGAAAUUCGCCAGUAUAGUCUCAGGAGUGCUUAAGAAUUGCUUCCUCUUGGAUCCCACUGUGGAUUCGAGCCACGAAGGUACCAUUUGUUUAACCUCGUUUGAGUUAUCGUCGAAUCAGGAUUAA
Molecule: messenger RNA, 351 nt
Organism: Cylicostephanus goldi
Lineage: Eukaryota; Metazoa; Nematoda; Chromadorea; Rhabditida; Strongylidae
Source: the annotation of a GenBank genome assembly